Molecule: messenger RNA, 1473 nt
Organism: Eupeodes corollae
Lineage: Eukaryota; Metazoa; Arthropoda; Insecta; Diptera; Syrphidae
Product: procathepsin L
Exons: 4
Coding region: 125-1192 (355 amino acids)
Cellular component (GO): lysosome
Molecular function (GO): cysteine-type endopeptidase activity
Source: RefSeq, a predicted model, not a curated record
UGUGUACGUCAUUUGUCAACCUUAAGCCAGUACAUUCGGACGAUCGCAUCCAAGGUACGAUAUCCGUUCCGUAUUAAUAUACCACGGUUGUAAAAUUGUUUAAAGAGUUAAUAAACGCGUUCCAAUGGCUAAAAUAAGGUUCACUUCAAUUUUUGGAAUUGGAUUUCUAGUAAGUGUAGCCGCUCAAGCUAAUUUUAUAAGACCAAGAUGCUCGAACAACCGAUUGAACGUAGACUUCCCAAGACUGGAAAAUGUUAAUACUUUCGAUGAAUUUAUCCAACAAACUGGACGCGUGUACAGCAAUGAGCAGGAAAAACAAAUGCGUGAAACAAUUUUUGUCGCGAAAAAGAAUCUUGUUGAUGUCAGUAAUAAGGCUUUCACUAAUGGGAUAUCGUCAUAUGAGCUCGGUAUAAAUCCCUUUGCUGAUCGAACAAUAUUUGAGUUCAGCCAACUUCAUGGAUCAAAAAUCUCACCAAUUGGAGAGCAAAGAGUUGGAAAACAUCGGAACUAUGUCAAAAAGGAUCUCUCAAAAAAUCUACCUGACAGAUUCGAUUGGCGUGACCUUGGAGGAGUGACUUCAGCUAAAUUUCAGGGCAUGGACUGCGGUAGUUGUUGGUCUUUUGCUGUGAUUGGAGCCUUAGAAGGACAUUUAUUUAGAAAAAUUGGGUUUUUGGUACCUCUUUCGGCGCAAGACUUAGUAGACUGCGCUGAAUCUUAUGGAAGCAUGGGCUGUGAGGGUGGUUUCCAGGACUAUGGCUUUGAGUACAUUGUCGAGCAUGGAAUUGCAUUGGAAGCUCGGUAUCCCUACACAGAAAUGGAAAACCCUCAAUGCCAUCACAAUGAAACUGGGAUAGGUAUUAAAAUAAGAGACUAUGCCAGUAUUAAACCAGGUGAUGAGGAGAGAAUGAAAGAAGUUAUUGCCACUUUGGGACCAAUAGCUUGUUCUAUGCAAGCAAAUCUAAAUUCUUUCCAAUUGUACAAAGGGGGGCUGUACACCGAUGACGAGUGCAAUAAGGGAGAAGUCAACCAUUCUGUUGUUGUUGUGGGCUAUGGCACAGAAAAUGGUAAUGAUUAUUGGAUAAUUAAAAAUUCUUACUCGGCGAAUUGGGGAGAAAAUGGAUUCAUGAAAUUGCCGCGUAAUAGGAAUGGCUUCUGUGGGAUUGCUUCAGAAUGCAGUUAUCCUGUGCUGUAAUUGUAAAUAUGGGAUUUUGUUCACACAUUACGCAUUACAAAAAUUACAUAAAAUCAUGUUUCUAGUUUUACAAUAUUGAUUAAGGUUGGUCAUAUGUACUUACAAAUUUAAGGCUUAAAAAACGGAGGUAACACAAUAUGAUAAUGGAAUUUUGUAGCUCAAUUUCAAAAUCAAGUUGUAAGAAAAAAAAGUAUUAAGUAACUGACGGUAUUUAUAAGAAAAAUAUAAUCUGUUCUGUGUAAGUGUUACCUUAUUGUAUGUUUGACACCUUUAUAAAAUCC